Molecule: messenger RNA, 1699 nt
Organism: Microtus oregoni (creeping vole)
Lineage: Eukaryota; Metazoa; Chordata; Mammalia; Rodentia; Cricetidae
Product: parafibromin-like
Exons: 1
Coding region: 1-1599 (532 amino acids)
Biological process (GO): transcription elongation by RNA polymerase II; positive regulation of transcription elongation by RNA polymerase II
Cellular component (GO): Cdc73/Paf1 complex
Molecular function (GO): RNA polymerase II complex binding
Source: RefSeq, a predicted model, not a curated record
AUGGCGGACGUGCUCAGUGUCCUGCGACAGUACAACAUCCAGAAGAAGCAGAUCGUGGUCAAGGGAGACGAAGUCAUCUUCGGGGAGUUCUUCUCCUGGCCCAAGAACGUGAAGACCAACUAUGUCGUUUGGGGGACUGGAACGAAAGGCCAACCCAGAGAAUACUACACAUUGGAGUCUAUAUUAUUUCUACUUAAUAAUGUACACCUUUCUCAUCCUGCUUAUGUCCGAUGUGCAGCUACUGAAAAUAUUCCUGUGGUUAGAAGACCUGACAGAAAAGAUCUACUUGGAUAUCUCAAUGGGGAAGCAUCAACAUCAGCCAGCAUCGAUAGGAGUGCACCCUUGGAAAUAGGUCUUCAGCGGUGCACUCAAGUCAAAAGAGCUGCAGAUGAAGUUUUAGCAGAAGCAAAGAAACCACGAAUUGAGGAUGAAGAGUGUGUGCGUCUUGAUAAAGAGAGAUUGGCAGCUCGUUUGGAAGGCCAUAAAGAAGGGAUUGUACAGACUGAACAGAUUAGGUCUUUGUCUGAAGCCAUGUCAGUGGAAAAAAUUGCUGCAAUCAAAGCCAAAAUUAUGGCUAAGAAAAGAUCUACUAUCAAGACUGAUCUAGAUGGUGAUAUAACUGCCCUUAAACAGAGGAGUUUUGUGGCUGCUGAGGUAGAUGUGACCAGAGAUAUUGUCAGCAGAGAGAGAGUGUGGAGAACAAGAGCAACUAUCUUACAAAGCACAGGAAAAACUUUUUCCAAGGACAUUUUUGCAAUUCUUCAAUCUGUAAAAGACAGAGAAGAAGGGCGUGCCCCUGAACAGCGGCCUGCUCCAAAUACAGCCCCUGUGGAUCCUACUUUGCGUACAAAGCAGUCUAUCCCAGCGGCCUACAACAGAUAUGACCAGGAGAGAUUCAAAGGCAAAGAAGAAAUGGAAGGCUUUAAGAUUGAUACUACGGGCACAUACCAUGGCAUGACACUGAAAUCUGUAACGGAAGGUGCAUCUGCCCGUAAGACUCAAAUUCCUGCAGCCCGGCCUGUACCUAGACCAGUUUCUCAAGCAAGACCGCCCCCAAAUCAGAAGAAAGGAUCACGAACGCCCAUUAUUAUUAUCCCUGCAGCUACCACUUCUUUAAUAACUAUGCUUAAUGCAAAAGACCUUCUACAGGAUCUAAAGUUUGUCCCAUCAGAUGAAAAGAAGAAACAAGGUUGUCAACGAGAAAAUGAAACACUAAUACAGAGAAGAAAAGAUCAGAUGCAACCAGGGGGCACAGCAAUUAGUGUCACAGCACCUUAUAGAGUAGUAGACCAGCCCCUGAAACUUAUGCCUCAAGACUGGGAUCGGGUUGUAGCUGUUUUUGUUCAAGGUCCUGCUUGGCAGUUCAAAGGUUGGCCAUGGCUUCUACCCAAUGGAUCACCAGUUGACAUAUUUGCUAAAAUUAAAGCCUUCCACCUCAAGUAUGAUGAAGUUCGUCUAGAUCCAAAUGUUCAAAAAUGGGAUGUAACAGUAUUAGAACUCAGCUAUUAUAAGCGUCAUUUGGAUCGACCAGUUUUCUUCCGUUUCUGGGAAACAUUGGAUAGAUACAUGGUCAAGCAUAAAGCCCACUUGAGAUUCUGAAUCAUUUGAUUCCUCCUUUUCUGCAAACUUGGUUUAAGAAGCAUGGAUAUAGCUUGAUCUACAGACUGAAACCCAAGCUUUAUGAAUUCAUCAAGAACUU